AUGAAUGCGGUUGAUGCCCACGCACAGCCAUACGAUGGCCAGCGGCGCCAGCAACGCCACCCUCAAGAUGCAUCUCCACAGGGAUAUGCUCCCAUGUCUACUACGGGAAACUUCUUCAUGCCAGAAACUCAAGGCACAUUUACAUUCUCCGCCGAACCCUCUUCGAUGAUGUAUGAUGGUGCCAUGACUACCCUACCGACCAGCACUACCGGUCAAGAAUCCGUGUACACUCCACACAUCGGCUCCUCUAUUGAUUCUUCACUUCACCCAGACAUGGUCAACUACUCGUACCCUCCAGUAAAUGGAUACGCACAGAUGCACAACUACAGUCUGUCGCCCAAGUUCUUACAACGGCAACGGCCUGUUGUCCGCAGUCACGAGCGCAACGAAGAUGGUUCCUGGCAGACUUCACACAUCUCACGUCAAGCCGGCAUCAAUCCCGGUGAUCGUCAGGCGAUGGGGGAUGCAUGGGUGCCAAGUCUUGGCGAGCUUGUGGAACAGCAUGCAAAGCAAGAGAAAAAGCUCGUGGUUCAAGAGUGGCUCACGAAGAGCGAGGUCGGUAGCGAAGCUGGAGAUACAGCUACUGGCUCAGAUAAUCUCGGUUCGAGCAAUCUCCUCGUGCCCCAUGCCGGUCGUCGUCGUGCGAAAAGCACAAACGAUAUGCACCGCCACGGUCCGCAAAGUAACUUUGGUCUUGGAGUACGCACCGACUUUAGCCAAUACAACGAUGCUAGUAUACCGGGACCCGGGGUCUAUAUCGACGAAAGGAGCGAGUACAACGACUAUGACGAUGAAGACGACGAGUCUGCCGCACCCGAGUCUCCUGCUGCUGCUGUCGACGUUCGGGCUAGCCAAGAGGACACCUCGUACUUCCCUCCUGCUAAAGAAUCUGUGUCGAUCAUCGGCACUAUUGUAAAGCCAUGGGUAGAUGUACCCUCUCAGACGUCAAAUGCAUCGACGCGCUACCAGCCACCUACCUCGAAUGCAGCGAUGAUGCGCUUCCGGCUACGUGCGAAAGAUGUAGAAUCAGCAUCGCUCGCGGCCACAGUUGGAUCGCGCCGCCUGAGUGAAUCCGAUCUAGGUAGUGUUCGUGCUGCGCCUGGCGUUGCAAGGCUCAUAGAACCUGAUCCGAAAAAGUCGAAAGAAAGACAGCGUCGACCCAGCUUCUUGGACAACAUUUUACCCAAGCGAGCGCCCGCCAAUCGAGCGCCUGCCAAUCUCCUGAAGCGAAAAGGUAGCAUCCCCGUACAGCAGCCAUCGUCGGAGACGGCCUUGGACAAAACCAAGGAACCCAUCAUGGAGAAGCCCAAACGCAUCGGUAGCUGGGGUCGUCCUAAGUCACCUCGAGUAGACACCAAUCUGAGUAAUCACAGUAGAGAGGGUGCUCCACCAAGUGCGAAUGGUCUGUCAGCUAACAACACGGGUCCUUGGUAUCAUGGGGCCAGGAAUGUAAUCAAGCGGAGCAGAAGCCGGAGCGAUAUAGGCAAGUCUCCGGGACUGAAGGAACUCAUGACCCAACAUGGCGGUCCUCCAAUGCCCAUGCUCGCCUCUCCACUUGCGGAUACCGAAGCAACUAAGCCGACAGCGCAGCCAAGUCCUGCUGGGGACGAUAACGAGGACGAGCCAGAAGCUGUACAGAUGGAUCUUCAAGUUCGCACGGAUCCAAUCAUUCCGACUUAUGAGGGAUUUAGGACACACGCUCGUCGACUCAACCCACGAUUAGCCGACUACAUGGUGGAGCGCAUCACCCAGGAGCAGAUGCGGAGGUACAAGCGCUUGCUUGAGUUCCGAGUCAAGCACAUGAAUGCUGUCAAGAAUAGGAAUUGCGCGUCGGAAGGAUUCUGUACAGACCUUGGGGGUGAGGCUAAGCAGCUACCCCCCAAAGCUGGAAACAAAGACGCCGAUGCAACCUUCAUCGGCUUCCAAGUGACUGCACCAGGGGGAUCCGAAGAGGAUGGCGACCCUCUGCCAGAAGGUGUUGUUCAGGCCAAUCAGUUCUCGUCGGGUAUUCCUUUGCCUCCUGUUAAGCGACUACCUGCAGAAUUUGAAUGCACUUUGUGCUUCAAAGUCAAGCAGUUUUACAAGCCGUCAGAUUGGACGAAGCAUGUGCACGAAGAUGUGCAGCCAUUUACAUGCACAUUCCCGAACUGCGGUGAGCCGAAGUCAUUCAAACGCAAAGCUGACUGGGUCCGACAUGAGAAUGAGCGACACCGGCAGUUGGAAAAUUGGACUUGCCAGAUCGCUGAUUGCAACCACACCUGUUAUCGAAAAGACAAUUUUGUACAGCAUCUUGUGCGAGAGCACAAAAUUGCAGAGCCUCGCCAGCGCACCAGACAAGGAAGCAACAAGGAGGCUGCCGCUGCAGAUCAAGGUAGUCCUUUCCAAGUCAACAUAUCAGGCAUAACUAACUCAGCUCUAGAAGACAUCUGGUCGAUCGUGGAAAGGUGUCGCCGCGACACCGCGAAACAACCAAAAGAUGAGCCUUGCAGGUUCUGUGGUAACAUCUGUACAUCUUGGAAGAAGCUCACAGUGCACUUGGCGAAGCACAUGGAGCAAAUCAGCAUGCCUAUUCUUACCCUCGUCGAGCAAAAACAACUCAAUGCCGAUAGCAUCAUUAGUCCCGUCGUGGAGAUGCCAGACAGCCGCAAGCUCUCAAUGAAUCCCAACAAGUCGCCUGUCGACAACAACCCUUCGCGGUACAUCCCCAACUCAAAUCUUGCGCCGGGCAUCGAUCCAUAUGGCCAAUACCCACAGGACGUUAAAUCGGAGACAGGAUCUACUGGCAUGCACACGUACCCUCCACCACAGAUGCUGCCAUACAAGGGUCCGCAGUCCAACGGGGUCAGUGGAUACGCAGAUUAUGCGGUUAACAACGGUGUGCCAUAUCCGAGUCAGACAUAUCCAGGACUUCAGCAGCCUCCCAAGCCACUCAAUGGCUACGCCAACGGCCUUCAGAUCCCCAGUCAGCCAUAUGCAAAUGGCCAGUACGGGAUCACUCCAGUCACAGCGGUCCAGCAACAGCAGAACAUGUACACAGACUCCCCAAUUGACCAGACCGCUUUUCCGAGCUAUUACACUCAAGAGCCCCAGAAUUUGACGAACGAUGCAACGAACAUGGGUUUCGCUACGACCAGCGGAAUGCAGUACCAGCAACAGCCACAGCCACAGCAAGGCGCCUACCAAGCCAUGCCUUACAUGAAUCCGCAGCAUAACUAUCAAUACCAGGGCCAAUAG
Molecule: messenger RNA, 3234 nt
Organism: Parastagonospora nodorum SN15
Lineage: Eukaryota; Fungi; Ascomycota; Dothideomycetes; Pleosporales; Phaeosphaeriaceae
Exons: 2
Coding region: 1-3234 (1077 amino acids)
Source: RefSeq, a predicted model, not a curated record